UGAUUGGCACCGGAUACACCUGUGUUGACAAACGGGCUGUGGCUAACAACAGGAGCGUCAGGAAAACAGGUUUUCAGCUUGAAAUGGAUGAAACUGCAGACGGGCACAACCGGUGUGCCAACCAAAAGAACUCUCUCCCUGUUUCCAGCUCCUCUCCUACGUCUGUCAGCUCUCCCCAAACAUGGCUGCCAGUUGUAUCACCCCUGCGGUCUCCCUGGAGGACUGAUCGUCAAAUGGAGCAGGACCAGGAUUUCCGGGACCAUCACGCUGGGAUGCAGUCGAGUCCUCCAUCUCGUUUCUAUGAGGAACUCUACUGUAGCAGCCAGACUUCAAACCCUCUGGUCGGCGCCCUCAUGACCUCCUCCGGGCCGCAGAGCGAUGUGGUGAAACAAGGUAACCUGGGGAAGCUGGAGCGGAACCACAGGAGAUAUUUUGUCCUCAGAGCUGGAAGUCACACCGGGCCGAGUCGUCUCGAGUGGUACAAGAGCCAGGAGAAGUUCACAGCAAUGGAGAAGUGUGCUGGUAAAGCUGCGCUGUUUGGCUCAAGCAAGCAAGGGGUGAUUUACAUGCAGUGCUGUCUCGGUGUGAGCCGGGUUAGCAGUUCCAAGAAAGGCCACAUGGUGGCGCUGUAUGCCAAGGAUCAGACCAUGGUGCUCGUGGUGGAGGACCAGGGGGAACAAGAAGAGUGGUAUCUGGCCAUUAAGAAACUGAUGGAGGAAGAGUGUAAAGAUGAAGAGGGUGGAGAAGCGUUUGACGAAGAGGAUGAUGGGUAUUGCACUCUGCCACCUGCUGCGUUCUUCAAAGAGGUUUGGCCCGUCACAGUGAAGUCCAGAGGUCUUGGCUGUUCCAAGUCCUUGGCAGGGGAGAGCCGGCUGUGCCUCACAGCUACGUCCCUCAUCUUGGUCAGAGUAAGCGCGUGCAGUGUUUUGCCGUCGGUUACAAUACCGUUGCUGAGCGUUCGUCGCUUCGGCCACUUGGACGGCUCGUUCUUCUUGGAGCUCGGCAGGUCGGCACCAAACGGUCCUGGAGAGAUCUGGAUGGAAGCAAGAGACCAAGGAAACCCAGCCGUAGCCCAGCACAUUCAUGAGGUGGUUCGCGAGACAGUACGGGCACUACGAGCUCUUCCUGACUUCAGCCGGUCACCGACCUCCAACCACAAUCCGCUUCAAACCCUUCUGGCCUCAAAACGCUGCAGACCCAAAUACAGAGACAAGCUGGUGAAUGUGAGACCACUUGGUUCUCGCUUGGCCCUGCCCCCCAGAAACCUUGAAAUCCAUACCAACACAAGUCCAACACAAUGUCAUCUAGAGCCCUGCAAGCCUGACAAAAUGGAGCCUGAAUCCACUCUGAGCUGCACCUCACAUCUCAGCCCUGUCAGAUCCCAUCAGAGCUCCGUGUCUGAGACCGACAGCUAUGUGGACAUGAAGACGGACCAUCAUCCCCCAGUGAACAACAAAGGGAGGGAGAACGACUGCACAAGAGCUGCUGUUGUGACUGAGGGCCGCUGCAGUGUUGCAGCCUGUGGGACGGAGGGAGGGGAGCCAGGUAAGGAAGAAGAAGAAGAAGAAGAGGAGGAGGGGCUGGGGUACAUGAUGAUGUCACCACAAGUAAGCCCGAGUUCAUCUGUGCUGCCUCAGGAUGACUAUGUAACCAUGAGCCCACAUAAACAAGACUGGCCAGCCGACUCUUCCCCCGUCUCUUCCCAUCAGACAUCAUUCAACAGCUCCACUUCUGACAGCUACUCUCCUCUGCACCCGUCAUAUCAUAUCAUGACCAAUGAGCACAGUCGGCCACACUGGCUGGUGACUUCAGUCCAACUGUCAGAAACAGACGCUGACCAAUCACAGACGAGCAUCAGCUGCUCAACCCAACCAGAUGAUGACGGAGGGCAGGAGCAGAGACGACUCCCAGCACAGACCAGAAACACCUCGUCUCUUGUGAGGAGCUUUGAUGGGUCUGACAUGGUGACUCCUUUUGUCAGAAGUGGGCCAGGCUGUACCAGGCCAGUCCAGGCUAGUCCAAACUCUGAUACAGGCCGGUCUAGGCGACUCCAAUCUGUGAGAAGAUACCGGCUGUCACUGUGCCUGCCUUCUUGUCUGCAGACUGAGGACAGAUCCUAAUUGUUUGUAGGAAUUCACUAUUUUGUUGACAACAAUAAUCUGAACAGGAGCUAUGUAUUUAUUCUGGUCCACAAUAUUUCAGUGUGACUGUUGCUGUUGCACUUUAAUCACACUUGCUGUGACAGAAACUGGAGCUUUAAAGUCUUACAUUGAACACUACAGUAUAUGUUUGAUAAAAAAUAAUGUUAUUUGUUGACAGUGUUUUUCUGUUUUUGGUGUGGAUUGAAUCAAGCCUUUGGUUUUGGGCUAAACCACACAGCACUUGAAGAUGCUCCACUGUUAUAUAAAAGAAUGAAAAGAAUAAAGUCACAUAAAUGCA
Morone saxatilis (striped sea-bass) is the source of this 2439-nucleotide messenger RNA. Its product is annotated as insulin receptor substrate 1-like. The record is from RefSeq and is a predicted model, not a curated record. The transcript is spliced from 6 exons. Gene Ontology annotation, cellular component: cytosol; plasma membrane. Lineage: Eukaryota; Metazoa; Chordata; Actinopteri; Moronidae. Bases 84 to 2120 code for a protein of 678 amino acids. Gene Ontology annotation, molecular function: insulin receptor binding; phosphatidylinositol 3-kinase binding. Gene Ontology annotation, biological process: insulin receptor signaling pathway.